CGCUGAUGAGAAAGCGCUCCUGGAAGGUCAAGGUUUUAAGUGAGUUUCUGCCAGAUGAUGAGCGUCUGCUGGGUUUGAACAUCAACAAGACGUUCAAGAUUUGUGUGCGUCUACGGUACACUCAUAAUCCGGGCACAUUCCUCCCAAUCGAGCAAUGCGUCGACACGCUUUUGCAUGAGCUCUCGCACAUCAUCUUUGGCGACCACGACUCGAACUUCCACGCCCUCUGGGAUGAGUUGAGAGAUGAUCACGAAACGUUGGUCCUCAGGGGGUACACUGGUGAAGGUUUCCUGACUGGUGGCAAGAAAUUGGGUGGUGGUCCCGUGCCUCCACAGCAUGAGAUGAGGAGAUUGGCACGCGCAAACGCAGAGAACCGCCGUGUACUUCAGAAGGGAUCUGGUAGGACGGUUGGAGGGAAAAGAGCACCUCAAGGAACAGAUCUGCGUAAAAUUCUGGCGGACGCAGCAGAUCGAAGGGCCACAAUCGAUCGCGGUUGUGCAUCUGGUACUGCCCAAGCCGACAAUCUGGCGCAACAAGCUGGCAGACACACCUUCAAGACUAAGGCGGAGGAAGACGACGCUAACAAUCGUGCCAUUGCAGAGGCCUUAUUCGACUUGAUCGAGGAAGAAGAAGCUCAGAAGAUGAAGGGCACGUUCAGUACACCUUCGCCUACUGGUGGCUUGACAUGGUCUAAGGAACAUGGACUCGCCGCACCCGGUUCAGACUUGUUCGACAACGAUAUGUCACGAAGUGAGGAAGAACAGAUGAGGUGGGCAUUACAAGAGAGUCUGAAGGGUCGCCGAUCUCGAAAAUGUCCACUAUCAGUAGACCACGAGGACGUUCAGAUUCUCGAACAGCCGCCUCCGUUGACAAAAGGAUCACUUGAGGCAGUUGCUAGAAAAGGUACGCCAUUCAUUGAUUUGACGCAGGAUGAUGAAGAUGAAGUACUAGCCAGGCCGCCCAAGACGCAUACGCCGUCCGUGCCUGACAACAGCUGGACGUGCCGGAGAUGCACCUGCAUCAACUUACAGACAUAUCUCGUUUGUGAUGCUUGCGGUGGUGAGCGUCCGGCCUUCAUGGCCCAGACCUCUGGCUCCACCAACGUUGUUCGCAAGGACGGCACGCAUACUACGCUCGGGGAGAAGAAGACACCCAAGGAACGAACACCAGGAUGGCUUUGUCGUGAGUGCGGCACCUUCGUCGAGCACAAGUGGUGGUGUUGCACGCUUUGCGGUCUCAUGAAAGAUCGCUCAUGAAGACGAUACGGCAAAAGAACACAGAUGAGACAUGGUGACUUGCCUAUGACGGUUUACUCAACGGCCCGCUGCGCCCUCGAAGACGCUACGCCAAUUUCUGUGCCUCGACAACGGACACUAUCGCUCUGCAUGCCUGCAAAAUUAUUUAGCAGUCUCCUACACGUAUCUUGAGGGUGUAUUGGUGAAUGUGUUGAGCAAAGUUCGCAGAUGAUCUUCACACCCGGCGACCCGUCCGCACUCACCCACACGAAGCCGGCACUUUGCUGGUAGCUAUAACAAGUAAAACAUGUGUUUCAGUAUUCGAAAUGCGGUCGUAUCUGAUGACCAAAACUGUCGUCGCAACCUAGAACUAGAUGCCAAAAAAUUAAGGCUUCCAGGCCGGGCGUUAC
Messenger RNA from Aureobasidium subglaciale EXF-2481, 1645 nucleotides. RefSeq lists its product as uncharacterized. The transcript has a single exon. The record is from RefSeq and is a predicted model, not a curated record. The coding region runs from base 6 to 1256 and encodes 416 amino acids. Lineage: Eukaryota; Fungi; Ascomycota; Dothideomycetes; Dothideales; Saccotheciaceae.